Messenger RNA from Saccostrea cuccullata (small rock oyster), 4374 nucleotides. RefSeq names its product helicase POLQ-like. Bases 251 to 3655 code for a protein of 1134 amino acids. The record is from RefSeq and is a predicted model, not a curated record. Lineage: Eukaryota; Metazoa; Mollusca; Bivalvia; Ostreida; Ostreidae. The transcript has 19 exons. Gene Ontology annotation, molecular function: ATP binding; nucleic acid binding.
AUCCAAUCAAAUCGAGGUUUUGGAUGGUGCCGCAAGAUUUCGAAGUAUAGCCUAAAACAAAUUUUAGUAAAUGUAGUCCGUGCAACAAUGAACAUACAGAGAGUCACGCAUAUUUACAGGAGAAGAUAAGAUGGUUCUAGUACCACUAAUCACUUGACAACAGCACGCAGAAGAAAACCAGAUAACGGAACGAUCAUAUGCAGCAAGGUUUGAUUGAACCCUUUAGGUAUAAAAGUGUUGACUUUCUAUAAUGGCCCUGGCAAUACCAAGUCUACAGAUAGAAAAUGGGCCACAAAGAAAACUGCUGGGUGCCAGAAAGCGACGUCCCAGCCGUGACGUAAGUGAAGAUCAGGCCAAGAAAACAUCGAAAUACUUUAGACAAUCUGAUGGAGAUACACAGAGAUCUUCAAAGGAUGAAAUGACCACUAAAACCACGACAACAGUUGCAGUGACCAGUGGUCAACAUGCAGAAGAAAAUGGAUGGUUUGAGAGUUCAUUUUCUUGUGGAGGAAAAAGUUCAAAGGAGAACGAGAUUCAGCAAGAAGUGGAUGCUCCAUUAAAAGAAACUGCUGUGGAUGUGAGGGACAAGAAACAAAAACCACCAGGGAAGCCAUCAGAGCAGGAUAAUUCUGAUAAUGACUCAGAGAAGGAUUUCUUUGAAGAGAGUUUUCAAGAUCAAGAUUUUCUGAGCCAUGUGGAGUCCAUUGAGAGUCAGAACUCAGUUGAUGUUGUUGACAGUGUGUCAGAAGAGUCAUCAAAGUGUGAAAGUGUUUUGAGUAAACUAGUUGAAAAAGAUCAGUUAAUAUUGUCACCUAAAAGUAGGUCUCAUGAAAACAAAGUUUUCGGGUCUGAAAAUAGGAGUAAUAUACAAAAUGGUAAUUGUGAUUCAAUAGGUAAAACUCGGAGUACAGUGCAAAAAAGUGUCUGUGAUAGAAACUCAAAUGUCCAAGUCUCUGUGUGCAAUAAUAAUACUGACAAAGAGGUCAAAGAAAUUAAACUAAAGACUACAGAUCAGGUCAAAAGUGAGGAGGUUUUAAGGUCUGUCAAUAGUGUGGGAUCAUUAAGGGACCGAUUAAAAAGGAAAUUACUACAGAAUGUGGGGACUAAAUCCCCUGUCAGUCCUGCACAGACAGUAGAGCAGGGAAGACAGAGCCGUUUAAAAGAGGUAGAGCGGGAGGCAGCCAUUAUACAAGGGGAGGGAUCUGCCAAUGACAUCGGUCCAUUCUACGGUUUGCCAUCAAAAGUCCAGCAGCUAUUACAGAAACAGAGAGGAAUUACUUCGUUAUAUGAGUGGCAGGAUGAGUGCUUGAGACUUCCCACACUACAAAAGGGAGGUAACCUGGUUUAUUCUUUACCCACUAGUGGAGGAAAGACUCUAGUGGCAGAGGUGCUGAUUCUGAAGGAAAUGUUGUGUAAAAAGAAAGAUGCCAUGAUGAUUCUCCCAUUUGUGUCCAUUGUUCAGGAAAAGGUGAAAGGAAUGGCCCAGUUAGCCGUGGAGUUAGACUUUCUGGUGGAGGAAUACGCCGGCAGUAAAGGGAGAUUUCCUCCCAUCAAACACAGAAAAAGGUCCCUGUAUAUCGCUACCAUAGAGAAGGCUCACUCCCUAGUCAACAGUCUGAUAGAGCAGGGGAGGCUGGAUUCCCUGGGGCUGGUCGUUGUGGAUGAGCUUCACAUGAUUGGAGAGGGGAGAAGUCGAGGAUCCAGAUUAGAGGCCACACUUCUGAAAAUUAUCUAUGCCAAAGCUUCCACCCAGAUAAUAGGAAUGAGUGCUACGCUGAACAAUAUAACAGAUCUCCUGACUUUCCUUAAGGCUGACGUCUUCUCCAGCGAUUUCCGGCCAGUCAAGCUUACUGAACAUGUGAAGCUGGAGGACAACAUUUUUGAAGUGCAUAAAGGUCAAACUCUGCAGGAAAGUUUGAGUCAUCAACGGACAGUGGCUUUCCAGUACAGUCCGGAGAUGAACAAGGUGGACCCGGACCACCUGUUGGGUCUGGUGACGGAGGUCGUCCCACAACACUCCUGUCUCAUCUUCUGCUCCACCAAGAAAAACUGUGAAAACGUGGCCCUGAUGCUGAGUAAACUGAUGGCCAAAUACAAGAGAGAACUAAGUCAAGUGAAAAGACAAGAGAGAAAAGACUUGUUGAAGGAACUCUACAAAGAUGGAGAACAGAGGAUGUGUCCCGUACUGCAGCAUACGAUACAUUUUGGUAUAGCGUACCACCACAGCGGUCUGACGACAGAUGAGCGCCACCUACUGGAGGAGGCGCACUCGGACGGCGUGCUCUGUCUCCUGGCCUGUACCUCUACACUGGCAGCCGGGGUCAAUCUGCCAGCCAAAAGAGUGAUAUUGCGCAAUCCCUACAUUGGUACUCAGUACCUCAACAGGAGUCAGUACAAACAGAUGAUAGGACGAGCUGGGCGGGCAGGCAAGGACACGACAGGGGAGAGCAUUCUUAUUGUCAGUAACAAAGACAGGUGUAAGGUGUGGGAGAUAAUCAGUGGUCCCCUGGAGAGCUGUUACAGCAGUCUGAGUUACGAGGACGGGAAGGGAAUCAGGUCUCUUAUCCUGUCCACCAUAGGCCUGCAGGUAACCAAGACAACGGAGGAGGUUUUUGAAAUGAUGACUCACACCUUACUAUCCAUCCAGGCUACUCAGUUGUCAUGUGACAUUGUUGCCAUGACAAAGGAUGCUCUACAGCAGUUGAUUGACAUGGGAUUAGUGCAACAGAAGAGAAGGCUGUCACAGGAAAAAGAGAACUCCCCAGUACCCCACACGCUGGAGGUUACACCUCUGGGGCGGGCCACUUUUAAAGGUUCAGUUGAUCUGGACUUUUCUGCUCAGUUGUAUAAAGAUCUGAAGAAGGCAGAGGAGUCUCUGGUUCUUGCCAGCUAUCUACACCUCCUGUUCCUUGUGACCCCUUAUGACCUCGUCAAGGAAGUUCAACCACCAUGGAUGACCUACUUCAAACAGAUAAGUAUGUUGACACCUGUGGAGUUAAAGGUUGCUGAGUUGAUAGGUGUCCCUGAAUCCUAUGUAGCAAAGAAAGCCUCAGGUCAACACACCAGACAGGCUGUUGAUGAGUUUGUUGUCAAGCGAUUCUACCUGACCCUGAUGCUUUAUGAUCUUUGGAAGCAGAAGACACUUUGGGAAGUGGCAGAGAAAUUUGAAUAUCCUCGAGGCUUUGUCCAGAACCUCCUCUCAGGGGCGGCUAGUUUUGCAACCUGUGUCUAUCACUUUUGUCAGGAGUUAGAGGAAUUCUGGGCCUAUCAAGAACUACUCGGAAUCUUUGUCAAGCGCCUGGCUUAUUGUGUGUCUGCAGAACUCCUGCCACUCAUGGAAAUACCUGGCGUCAAACUGGGUAGAGCUAAGCAGCUAUACAAUGCUGGAUUCCAGUCUGUGGCGUUAGUGGCAACUGCUGAUCCCGAGAUCCUUGUUAAAUCCAUACAGCAGAUCCCUCGUAAAGUGGCCAAACAGAUUGUCGCUUCCGCAAAAGUUUUACUGAAUGAGAAGGCAGAGGCCUUACUACAGGAAGUAGAGGAACUGGUGACGGUUCCAAUCGACCGAUCAACCGUACAGAGUUCACAGGGUCAAACCUCUCCCUGGGAUGAUAUGGACUUGUUUUCUAGUCUUGAUACACAGUCUUCUACCUCAUGAUAAGAAAUUGACAUCCUAUUUAGCUGAACAAAAGUUUCAUUUAGAUAAGGGAUUAAACUUUUGAACCCUUCCAAUGACUACAGUUCUGUGGGUUUAGCACUAGGUUAUGUGACAUCUUAGUGAAAAAGACUGUUGUAGUGCUCAGACUGUUCAUUGAUUGUAUUGGGUUUUUUUUUUUUACAUUAAAGGUAACUUGUACCUGAUUAAACAAGAAGUUUAUGUACAGACAGAACAACGUACAAACUAAAUGUGCAAUAUCUCCUAAUGUAAAUCCUUGUAGAAUUUUUUCAGAGGAGUGUUUAUAAAAAUAUAAACUAGCUGACUGGUAACUGCUUCCAGAUGUGUGAUAAUUGUGCUUUAAAAUUCUUGUCUAAAGACUGUGCUACAUUGCUUUCAAGAACUAGUCCUAAUUUAUCAUCUAAUGCUAACAGGAUGGUUGUUUAUCAUGAGUACAGUUUCUGUGAUAUUAUACAAUUAUUGCUGUUUUUUUUAGGUCAAUACAAUGAUUUAGCCAUCUUAGGAGUACAAUAAUUGUUUUAUUACCGGUAUAUGAUUAACAGAUAAAAUGAUAAAGCUCAUUACUUGUUUGCAUUUAAUUAAGUCCCAGCCAAUACAAGAGAGAAGCAGAAUUAAAAUGUAAAAAAGCCUUACCAGUCGUAUCAAUUUGAAUUUUUUUAAAAUAAAUAUUAGUUGCCGUGAAAAAAAUGUAAUGUCAGUCU